GUCUGCAGCGGCAGCCUCCUGCCAGCUAGAGCACGAGAAGUUCUGCUGCUCUGCAAACUUCUGCCACUAGGUACAAUCUGGGAUUGCGAAGCCUGUUCUGGGCGUCUUCAUAAUACCAAAUGCCUAACACACGUUUCUCAAUUGCUAGUUGACCUUUCUUUGCAGUCCGCCUUCCAUAUCGUUGCCAUUAGCACCAGGACUGGGUUCACGUCCGCUGGACGCUCGUCCGCUGGAACCAUGGGAAAGCUUUGGGGCCGAGAGCCCCCUCUCAUCUUUCUGUAGCGCUAAGCCAGGCUACCUAGAUGAGGCGGCUCAAGCAGCCAGCCAUGCGCUGGAAGCUGCCAGCUGGCGUCCUGGCAUUGGUUGUUUUCGUGCUUGUUGUCCUGGUCAGGCAGGUCAGGUUCAAGCAGGGGGGUACGGUUUCAAACUGGUACAGCAGACCGCGGUUGACGGGGGCCAACUUUGGCGCGGUUGAAAGGGGCUUUGACGAGGGGGGGGCGCUUUGGUCGGCGCAGGAUGAAACGACCAACGUAGAGGAAGAGGAGGUGAAAAGCUGGAAGGAACGCCUACGGCAAGCUGACUUGAACGGGGUUGGACGGCGGACGGGGAAUGCCAAUGAUGGGUGGGCGGAACAUUCGGACGGUCGCACGUCCGGACGUGGUCCGAGGCUAUGGGUGUUUGUGUCCGUUUCGGACACGCAUGGCGUGCACGGAGAUGUCCAUGUUCCGGACGGCGACGUCCUUGUCCAUGCGGGCGGGUUCUCAAGGAAUGGGACUGUGGAGCAGUUGAGGGACUUCAAUGAUUGGCUGGGCGCUUUUCCCCACAGGUACAAGAUUCUGGUCCCCGGAUUGGCAGAUCUCGGUCCCGGCUCCGAGUCGCAGCCACGGCUUCGGGAGCUUCUCUCGCACGCGAACGCGAUUCUUGUAGAUAGCACGUUCGUCCUCCCCGGGGGGGUGGUCAUUUACGGUGCGCCAGCGCCCCCCCCGGGCGAGGAGGACCUAGGAGGGGGGCCCAGCAAGUGGGAUCCCAUCCCCCUGAACAUCGAUGUUUUGGUGACUCAAGGCCCGCGUUAUGAGCCGUAUGACCCGUCGUCGAUUGAGGGGCUAGUGGGGUCCCCGAAGCUAGCGGAGGCGAUAGAAAGGACGAGACCGCGGAUGGUGGUUUUUGGGCACGUGCAACAUUCAUACGGGGUGCUUCGCCAGAUGUACUGCCGACGGCGGGGCUGGCUGCGAUCCUGCCAGGACGGGUUAGAAGAGGUUUCCCAGGAAGAGUGGCCGCUUCGAAUAGAACAGCCGUCAGAAGAACAGCCUUCGGGCUCUGUAUAUUUCGUCAACGCCGCGUUCGUUAUUCCUAGGGUCGACUCCGAUGGAUCACGGUACGAGGAAAGAAGACAGCCUUUAUUGAUUGAGCUAGAAGAAGAGGAGGGGCCCGCCGGCAUCGGGCUUGCCGCGUGGGUGCACAACCGAGGUCAAGGGCCCGGUUGGACCGAGCCACUGCAAUGAUUACGAUACUUACAGUCGUUCCGAGUUCGUCCUUUUGAGUCACUGACUGCCCGCUCUGUUUGAGAUUUUACUUGGUCUUGUUGAUUUGCACUCAUCCCACCAUGCACAACUGACGGGAUGGCUAACAGCGCCCGCGAGCUGCUCCAGGGUUUUUCAAUCGUCUAUAGGAAAGCAAUAACCGGUGACUACCGCCGGGC
Klebsormidium nitens is the source of this 1699-nucleotide messenger RNA. NCBI's taxonomy places the organism in Eukaryota, Viridiplantae, Streptophyta, Klebsormidiophyceae, Klebsormidiales, Klebsormidiaceae. The record is from the annotation of a GenBank genome assembly.